Messenger RNA from Erythranthe guttata (spotted monkey flower), 437 nucleotides. The record is from RefSeq and is a predicted model, not a curated record. NCBI's taxonomy places the organism in Eukaryota, Viridiplantae, Streptophyta, Magnoliopsida, Lamiales, Phrymaceae.
AUGCAUAAUAAUAAUAAUAAUAGAUACAAAGCAGCUGUAACAACAACAACACAGUGUAUUGAUCUCACCACCUCCGAUAUGUAUAAUUGCCAUUCCCACUCACCCUUUUAUCUCAGAAGUGAAGAUGGAAGAAAUAAUGGGGCGCGUUUUGCGGAUCUUGGGGAGCUGGAGCAGUCUGCUGGAAAUGGGAAUAAUGGGUUUCAUCAUACUAAUGAUGCUGCAGUUAAUUUAACCACAAGCUCAAUAUUUAAUGAUUUGAAGGGAAGCAACGUCUCUAUUGUAUCUAGUAAUAACUUGCAGUUUGGUGCACCACCUCUCAACAAUGAUUUGGGUUUCAGCUGAGAUGCUUGCAACAGGAGUUGAUUCCGGCCAGUUCAUUUCAGAUAAGGGAACAAUGGCGGUGGUUGGGCGGCGGCGCCGCCGCCCGGUGGGUGGUG